Molecule: messenger RNA, 1318 nt
Organism: Dendronephthya gigantea
Lineage: Eukaryota; Metazoa; Cnidaria; Anthozoa; Malacalcyonacea; Nephtheidae
Product: protein YIPF1-like
Exons: 12
Coding region: 11-994 (327 amino acids)
Biological process (GO): vesicle-mediated transport
Cellular component (GO): membrane; Golgi apparatus
Molecular function (GO): small GTPase binding
Source: RefSeq, a predicted model, not a curated record
AGUUUUCAAGAUGGCGGAUGAAAAUGAUCUUGUAAACGUAAAGAUAAAUGAUGAUAUUGAUCCUGAGAACUUUGGAGAUUAUAAAGAAAAGGGUGAUGAAGAGAAAAACAUGGACAAUUUGGGAAGCAUGGGAUCAAUAGAUGACGAUGAAGGAGGCCAUGAUGAUGAUGAUGGUGAUGAUGACAGUGACACCGCUGAGCUUCUUUCGGGGAAAAAGAAGACGCCGCCUUUUUGGACCUUUGAAUACUAUCAAACAUUCUUUGAUGUUGAUACCGCACAGGUCUUGAGAAGGAUACUCGGUUCUAUGGUACCUGUCCGAAGGAGAAAUUUUCUCACAACACAAAUACGAUCAAAUCCUGAUCUAUAUGGUCCGUUUUGGGUCUGCGCCACCCUCGUGGUUACCAUAGCAAUAUCGGGAAACCUCGCGAACUAUUUGAUUCACUCUGGUGAAAUCCAAUGGGCGUACGACUUUCACAAAAUCACCCUCGCUGCUGUCGCUAUAUUUGGCUACGCCUGGUUGGUUCCUGUGGCUGUAUGGGGUGUGCUGGCAUGGCGUGGAAACACUUCGGGGUAUUCAUUUUUGGAAAUAAUUUGCGUGUACGGCUACUCGUUGUCUAUCUUCAUUCCAAUAUCGAUAUUGUGGGUGAUACCGAUCGAAUUGGUUAGAUGGGUCUUGGUUAUACUCGGACUUUGUUUAUCCGGAGCAGUUUUGGUUUUAACAUUUUGGCCUGCAGUAAGGGAUGACGACAAGAAGGUAGCUUGGACUAUACUGUUCGUGAUUUUUCUUCUUCAUGGCAGUCUGGCAAUUGGUUUCAAGUUGUAUUUUUUCCACGCUCCUCCAUCAACGACGGAGGUAAAAGCCAAAAACUUGCCGACACCACGACCAAGUGAAUCCCACGUAACACAUCCCAAAACCAAACCAACAACGAGGCAAAAAACAUGGAGGAAAAAAACAAUUGCGACGACAACGGAGAAAAACCGUAUAGCUACAUAAAGUUGUGUGAUAACAAUUUUGUUAUCCGUGCAUAUGCGGUUGUGAAGUUAGACAUACUUAAAUGUAUCGUGCGCAAUGUAGAUAAGAUAUUAAUUCCAAGUUUGGGGAGCAAAAACAAACAAACCAUUCUUCCACGGAAGACGAAAAGUUGUCGAUUUAUUAAAAAUAGAAUUUGGAAUGAAUUUGGUAUUCCUGUCCGAAAAAAUUUUCUUCGAUGCAAAUAAUCACUCUAACGCGGGGGGUAUAGAAAAACAAAACACAUUCGCACGUAUUAGCCAAAGUUCAAAUUGUAUUUGCAUUAUUCAAAAUUAUAUGGCAGCAAGU